This is a messenger RNA of Cynara cardunculus var. scolymus (artichoke), 1256 nucleotides long. RefSeq lists its product as uncharacterized. Gene Ontology annotation, cellular component: chloroplast. The coding region runs from base 71 to 1183 and encodes 370 amino acids. The transcript has 4 exons. The record is from RefSeq and is a predicted model, not a curated record. NCBI's taxonomy places the organism in Eukaryota, Viridiplantae, Streptophyta, Magnoliopsida, Asterales, Asteraceae.
GAAACCAUAAUAACGAGCUUUAGGUUUCAAUAUCUCCACAAUUCCUUGUAGAUUUUACUUCAAUCUUGCAAUGUCAAUGGUUUCCACUACCAUCUUUUCUGCUUCAUCCUUAUGCUUCAAUUUCUCCACCAAAAUCCCACGACCCACCACUUUCUCUCGAUUUCCCAAUCUCUGUACCAAAUCUCUCACUGUUACGGCUUCAACAAUUGUCCAUUAUUCAACUGAUAAAUCAUCUGUUUCAUCAAAGACUAGCAGUUGGCAAUGGAAAUUCAGGGAUAAUUCUAUCAAAAUUCACUAUGAAGAGCAUGGAGAUGAAAGUAAUGGACCGAGCAAGAAUAUUCUCAUGAUGCCCACCAUUUCUGAUGUUAGCACUGUGGAAGAAUGGAGAUUGGUGGCUAAAGACAUCAUUCAACGAUCUGGGAAUGUUAAUUGGCGAGCCACCAUUGUUGAUUGGCCUGGUCUUGGUUAUUCUGAUCGGCCAAAGCUAGAAUACAAUGCAGAUAUCAUGGAAUCAUUUCUUGUUGACUUCAUUCUUGCACCAGAUAGUCCUAUAAGCUCCCUGGCGGAAGAUUUGGUCAUUGUUGGAGGAGGCCAUGCCGCCACUAUAGCCGUCCGUGCUGCUAAAAAGGGUUUGGUCAAACCAACCGCCAUUGCCGCUAUUGCUCCCACCUGGUCUGGUCCUCUUCCCAUUGUAUUCGGACGUGAUUCCAAAACAGAAUCGAGAUACGAACUCCUGAGAGAGACGUUAAGGGCGCCAGCUGUAGGUUGGAUGAUGUACAAUGUUCUAGUCAGUAACAAGAAAUCAAUCCAAUCCCAAUAUAAAUCCCAUGUGUACGCUGAUUCCACAAACGUGACACCAGGCAUGAUCGAGAGCAGAUACGAACUGACGAAACAGAAAGGCGCCCGAUAUGUCCCGGCUGCUUUUUUGACGGGUCUACUUGACCCGGUGAAAAGCCGUGAAGAAUUUAUCGAACUUUUCCAAGGGUUAGAAGGUAAAUUAGCAGUGUUGGUGGUAUCGACCUCGGGUGCACCAAAGAGAUCAAAAGCAGAAAUGGAAGCUCUUAGAGAAGCUAAAGGUGUAAGCAAAUAUGUUGAGGUUUCAGGUGCCCUUCUUCCACAUGAAGAAUACCCCAAUUUAGUUGCAAAUGAGAUUUAUAGUUUCUUGCAAGAUGUGAUAAUAUAAACCAAGGCUUUACUCAAAAGUCCCAAGAACAAAGUAUAGAUGGUUAUAUAUAUAUAUCAAAUUAUAUUACUUU